Messenger RNA from Chironomus riparius, 1017 nucleotides. The record is from the annotation of a GenBank genome assembly. NCBI's taxonomy places the organism in Eukaryota, Metazoa, Arthropoda, Insecta, Diptera, Chironomidae.
AUGCAGCGAUUCAGCAUAAUUUUCAACUCUGGAAUUAAGGUAAACAAAAUAAGAAUGAAUUUUCCAAAUAUCAAGUUUGAGUGUAAAUUAAGCAAAACCCAAGUGUAUUCAUUAAAGAAUGAUGAAAAAACUAUCCAAAGAACAUGCAGGAACCUCCAGUUAUCAAAAAUUAUAUCAAUAUUGAUCCCUGAAACCAUGACAAUAGAAUCAAUGAAUAGUGCAUACUACAGAAUUGAUGAAUUUAAAAUUGCUGACAUUUUCUCAAAAAAUUUCAUCGACGGUUACGUCCUAAAUGGUGAUUUAUGCUGUACAUCAACAAAUGAUAACUAUGAGAACUGCCAAUUUAUUUUAUCUGAAAGGAAAUUAACAUUAAGGCUUGACAGGGAGCUGUAUUAUUCUCUCACUGCUGUGCAUUUAACAAAAUUUGUCAGGAAGAAUCAAGAUGAUAAGCUGUUUGUGACAUUUGAUGUUGACUUGAGUUAUAAUCACAUCACUAAGAUCAAAACUGAAUUAAUGUCAGAGAAAGUAGAGAAAAUAAGCAUAAACUUUUCAUGGAAGCCUGAAGGAAAUGAUAUAUGUCCAUCAUCAAUAGCGAAAUUUCUCACAGAUAUGGGAUACUCGGUUAAAGAAUGUGAAAACAAGUACCUAAAUAACAUUUUGUACAGCAUAAAGGUCCCUAAGAUUCCAACAAACCCACUUAAUGACGAGACAUACGAUGAAUGGAGUGAAUUACUAGAACAUACAAGUAUGAUCAUGUUAGGCUGUGAGAAUAAUGAACAAACAGGACUAAAUGACUCAAAUCUAAUAAAAGUUCGAAGAGGAAGCGUGCUGCAUUAUAAAGGAUUCAUUUCAUACAGCAAGUUAAAAGACUUGAUAAUGGAAAUUCGCCACAUGAUGUCAGAAAACUCUUCAUUUCCAUACAUUGCCGUGUCAUCAGUUCCAUUUUCUAAUCUACAAAAGCAUUUUAAAACGAAAUUAAUGUUUAUAACACCAGACAUGAUUUAUGCUUCAGAAUAG